UACCAGCUUUUCGGAUCGACACCAAGAUCCAGACUUGCAGACCAUGACUCACGCGCCCAUUUGGCCAUUUGGGGAAAGUGUGCUGCGGGGCCUCUCGUCUCGUCUCUCUGGACGCAACUCCAACGCCAACAACAACCCCACCUCCCUUCCCUUGUUCUCUUUACAACAACAGAUAAUAUCCGAGGAUGAAACUCACGCUUUUUCGACUUCGGUACGUAGUUUCGGGACGGGUUAACUCUCAAUAACUCUGUUUGGGAUGUUGGCGACACUGCAGAGUGAACUGGGGAGGUUGGUGAGGAGAGGUUGGCUGGCUCUUAGGCAUUGGGGGAUGCCAGGAGGUGAGUACCGAGCGGAGCGGAGAGAGUCGCGAGUACGACAGCGAGCGGCGGUGAAUGACAUCGACCGGUUGAAACUCCAAUGCUUCAAAUCAGCCUGGAUCAUGAGUGUUUUGCAUGACGGGCUUGGCGUGCCGAGGGAGAUGGUGUGUGUGCCGAAUGAUGCGGAUGACGGCGGGAGGGGGGUGGAUGUGCAUGGCGAGGGUGCGAGUUCCGAUCCAGCGUUUGAGAGUGUGAACGAGAUUGGGACGUUUAGUGUGAGUUGGACGUUGGGAGCGAUUUUGUUGCAUGUUGCUGCCACCAUACCGAGGGCGGAGGAGGAAGCGCAGGGGGUGGGGCGGGUGGCGACGACGGAAAUGUUAGCUGACGCGCUCACCAGACCCCUGCCGAUCCAGACUUCACAUGUCUGAUGAGGGCUGGAAUGCACUUGGAGGCUGCAGAGUCUUUAAGAGCCCUUUUUGCCUGUCCUCCACCUGAUAAAAAGAAGCGAACGCCUUGAGCGGAAACCAAAGUUGUUAUGACACCCGUGAAGAGAAGGAUCGUCAACGGAACCCAUGCUCCACGUGGAUGUAAGCCGGCAGGCAUAGAGACAUGCAGCAAUCAACCAGAUAUGGAUAUGCUAUUGAUCAAAACACAAAUUCUAUAUCUACAAAAUGCCCACGGAAGAGCAAUCCAGCCGGAAGUAUAUGGUC
This is a messenger RNA of Fimicolochytrium jonesii, 1027 nucleotides long. RefSeq lists its product as uncharacterized. Bases 257 to 745 code for a protein of 162 amino acids. Gene Ontology annotation, molecular function: hydrolase activity. NCBI's taxonomy places the organism in Eukaryota, Fungi, Chytridiomycota, Chytridiomycetes, Spizellomycetales, Powellomycetaceae. The transcript has 2 exons. The record is from RefSeq and is a predicted model, not a curated record.